This is a messenger RNA of Erpetoichthys calabaricus (reedfish), 1384 nucleotides long. RefSeq lists its product as uncharacterized. NCBI's taxonomy places the organism in Eukaryota, Metazoa, Chordata, Cladistia, Polypteriformes, Polypteridae. The record is from RefSeq and is a predicted model, not a curated record. The coding region runs from base 280 to 909 and encodes 209 amino acids. The transcript is spliced from 5 exons.
UGAACCUACUUUAAUUCUAUUUAAUGCAGUGUUAUGGUAUACAAACUCUUUUGAAGGCCAUCCAAAUCAGCUCUUAUUUCUUUAUUGUGAUUUUUAGGGUCUUCAUGCAUUGCAAGCUCUGUACAUUUUGUACUACAGCUCAGGACACACUUCUCAGACAUUAUAGAUUGAAGCACUGGCGUGGACCAUAUUCAUCGUUUCCUUGCAUUCACAGUGACUGCAUUUGUUCAUUCCGGACUGCAGGACCUCACUUUUUCCCUGAGAAUAAAGGAGAUUGUCAUGGAUGAACCGCUGGUCUCUGUAGUCCAACAGAGAUGGCCAGGCCUUCUCAUAGAGCAACAGGUAUAUACAGAAUAUUAUUGCAUUACCCAGGUGCAAUUGAAAGAAACAUCGCUGACAUCCUUGGACAAGUAUUCGACAGCUCUGAUCAAAAUGUACAGAGCAAAAGGAGGCAAGACGGCACAUGAAUUGAAAUCACUUUUAGAAUUACUAGAUGAACAGACUAUGGAUGUUACCACACACAAGAGGGCAACGGUUCUACAAGGACUACCUCUGUACUUAAGAGAAUACAAGAAGUUAUCAACAACAUGUCAUGAUACAGACUCCCUUCAAAUAUAUACAAAUGAAAUGAAGAUAGGAAUAUUAGAGGUUGUGAGGCACCAUGAGACCAAUCCUGGAGCUGCGGCAAUGAAUGUGGCUGUGGUAAUAGAAGGUCGAGUAGUAAUUGAAGAGCUUGUCGACUUCACAACUGCAUUUGUCAUACUUGUUGGUCUUCUGUAUGCUCGAAACAUUCAGUACCCAAAAGAACUUAAAUAUACUUUUGAAACAGUACAGAAGGUGUUUCUAAAUAUUGGAGACUUAUACUCACAUAGAGUAUUGUCACUCAAAAAUAUGCUGUAUAAAUGUUAGGCAAAUAUGUCUCAGAUCUGCAGAAUGGGAUGUGCUUGUCUUUUGAUUUUAGAUUAACAUUGCGAUAGCUACUUUUCUUUGUGUGAAAUUCUUUCUCAGUUGCACCUUAGUGUUAAUGUUAUGACAGAAUCUCUUUACCCUGUGCAGGUUCUGUUCAAAAAUUUUGGAAUUAUUGAUGUAACACUUUUCAAAUUAAGAUUCCACAACAUCAGAGAUGGCAUGGCUUGUGGUUAUUAGUAAUGAUAACAAUGUUAUUAAGACAAAAUUUGAACGUACUGAAUAUAAAUACAUUUGUAUAAGUGAUUUUCAUAUUUCACAUUGUAAUAAUAAUGUAAUGCCAUGUCUAAGAAAAUAAAGCUGCAUUAUUUUCAAAAAAGCUGUUUUUUCUUUUUUGUUAAAAUAGAAUAUGUUGCUCAAUAAAGUCAGAGUUCUUAAGUAACUGAUUACAAUGUGCUUUUUGAGUUUGCAAAAAAUA